AUGGACAUGAUCAAUGAGGCCAACAUUAAUUUGGUCAUUGGGUAUGACUCUCCUGCCAGCACCAAUCCAAACCUAAAUGAUCCAACUAAUGCAGACACAUCCCACGUAGAGGCUGAGGGCAAAGACGAUGUUUACGAGGGAGAGGAAGAUGAGGACGGAGCGGGACAGGCUGGAAGUCCAGGAGCUUCUCCAUCACCAAAUCAGGCUGGAAUACCGAACAAAUCCCAGCGUUUCAGCAGAAAGAGGCACAGAGCGCUGCCCAACAAGCCGCAGGACUUCCAGAUCCGGGUUCGUGUUAUCGAGUGUCGUCAGCUUCCCGGCAACAACAUCAAGCCCGUGGUGAGAGUGAACGCAUGCGGACAGACACAAAGGACCAGGAUUAGGAGAGGUCACAACCCGUUCUUUGAUGAGAUGUUUUUCUACAAUGUCAACAUGAUGCCUUCAGAGCUUUUCGACGAGAGCGUCAGUCUUCGAGUUUAUGAUGCCUUCUCCCUCAGAGCAGACAGUCUGAUGGGAGAGUUCAAGAUGGACGUUGGUUUCAUCUAUGAUGAACCUGGCCAUGCCAUAUUAAGAAAAUGGCUCUUGCUGAGUGAUCCGGAUGACUCCUGCUCGGGGACCAGAGGUUACCUGAAAGUCAGCAUAUUUAUUGUGGGCACUGGAGAUGAGCCACCGACUGAGAAGAGGGGGUCGAACGAGGAGCAGGACGACAUAGAGAGCAACCUUUUGGUGCCAGCGGGCGUCACGAUGCGAUGGGCUACCCUGAAUCUCAAAGUAUAUCGAGCAGAAGAUAUGCCACAAAUGGACGAUGCUUUUGUUCAGACGAUGAAGCAAGUCUUCGGAGGGGAUGGAGACAAGAAAAACUUGGUUGAUCCAUAUUUGGAAGUCAGCUUUGCAGGAAAGAAGCUGUGCACCAAAAUAAUUGAGAAAAAUGCAAAUCCAGAGUGGAACCAAGUCAUCAAUCUUCAGUUUAAAUUCCCAUCCAUGUGUGAACGCGUCAAGCUGACCAUGUACGACUGGGAUCGUCUGAGUAAGGAUGACGCUAUAGGAACCGAGUUUCUGAAUCUAAGCAAAAUGUCUCACUAUGGAGGGGAGCUGGAAGACACACAAACUGAAACCUGCAACAAAGUCUCUGCAAUGAGUCCUGCAGCACCAGAAGGUGGUUUUCUCCCAGCUUUUGGGCCGUGUUACAUCAACUUUUAUGGAAGCCCAAGAGAGUUCUCCGGCCUGCCUGACCCGUAUGAGGAACUCAACUUUGGAAAUGGAGAAGGAGUUGCAUACAGGGGGAGGGUUCUUGUAGAACUUUCCACUCAGUUGGAUGGAAAGGCUGAGAAGAUUGUGGAUGAUAUCUCAAACGAUGACAUCCUUGUGUCGCAGAAAUACCAGCGGAGGAGGAAGUUCUCGCUGUGCACCAUUUUCCACAGCGCCUGCAUGCUCCAAGAGCUGGGUGAGCCGGUCCAGUUUGAAGUCAGCAUCGGGAACUAUGGUAACAAGCUGGACUCCACCUGCAAACCGCUGGCAUCCACAACCCAGUACAGCUUUGCCAUGUUUGAUGGUAAUCACUAUUAUUACCUGCCCUGGGCUGACACUAAGCCUGUGGUGACUCUUACUUCGUACUGGGAGGACAUCAGCCAUCGUCUGGACUCUGUCAAUGGUCUCCUCUUCAUUGCUGACAGACUGGAGUCCCACCUUGCGUCUCUGAAAACAGCCAUGCUGGCCAAAAUGUCCGAGGAUCAUUUGAGAGAGAUUUGGAUCAAACUUCUCAACCACUUGAUUGGAGACUUGAACAGUUUACAGCUUCCGGUUCUAGAUAAUCAGCCCAAUAUUACAGCUCUCGAUCUCCAAAUCAAGACUCUGCGUGAUGCAGCUGUUGGCAGUAUUCGACAGAUGGCCAGCUGUGUGAAAGAAGAGGCCACAGAUGUUAAGUCCACUGUUGGGGACAUCGAAGAGUGGCUGGACAGAAUCAAGCAGCUAGCUGAAGAGCCUCAGAACAGUAUGCCAGAUGUGAUCAUCUGGAUGCUGAGAGGGGAGAAGCGGGUGGCGUACACCCGAGUCCCGGCCCACCGGAUCCUGUUCUCUAACUUUAAUGAGCAGGCAUGUGGCAAAUACUGUGGAAAGACUCAGACCAUCUUCAUGCAGUACCCCAUGGACAAAAACAAAGGUGUGAAGAUUCCUGUUCAGCUCCGGGUCAACAUGUGGCUCGGGCUCUCUGCUCAUGAGAAGAAGUUUAACUCCUUCUCAGAGGGAAACUUCAGCGUGUAUGCUGAGAUGUAUGAGAACCAGGCUCAGGUGUUUGGGAAGUGGGGAACCACCGGUCUCGUCGGUCGUCACAAGUUCUCCGAUGUGACGGGAAAGGUGAAACUCAAACAAGAGCGCUUUCUGCCUCCGCGAGGAUGGGAAUGGGAGCAAGACUGGUUUGUUGACCCCGAGCGAAGCCUGUUGACAGAAGCAGACGCAGGACACACAGAGUUCAUCGACGAGGUCUUUCAGAAUGAAGCCCGUUUCCCUGGUGGGGAGUGGAAGCCUGCUGCAGAACCUUACACAGACGUGAACGGAGAAAAGUCUCAGAGCCUUGAAGAUUUUGAAUGUCCUCCUGGUUGGAGAUGGGAGGAUGAGUGGAGCUUCGACAGUGACAGAGCUGUUGAUGAGAGAGGCUGGGAAUAUGGAGUCACAGUACCCACUGAUGACAAACCUAAAUCCUGGGUGGCAGCAGAGAAAAUGUACCACAACCACCGCAGGAAGCGACUCCAAAGAAAAAGGAGGAAGGUUUCUGAAAACACAACUCCUGCUGAGAGAAGAGAACCGGGCGAAGGCUGGGAAUACUCCUCUCUGAUUGGCUGGAAGUUUCACCGAAAGGAGCGCUCCUCAGACACGUUCCGUCGCCGGCGCUGGAGGAGAAAGAUGGUCCCAUCAGACCGUAUCGGCGCCUCCGCCAUCUUCAGACUCGAAGGAGCAUUAGGGGUUGAUGUUGAUGAGAAGACCAGUAAAACGGAUGCAGCCAAACUAUUUGGUGCCAACACACCCACUGUUUCCUGCCACUUUAGCCGGUCGUACAUUUACCAUCUGAGGGUGUACGUUUAUCAAGGGAGAAGCCUCUGUGCAAUGGACAAAGACAGUUUUUCAGAUCCCUACGCCCACGUGUCAUUUCUUCACGUCAGCAAGACUACAGAAGUCAUAAGAACCACUCUGAACCCCACAUGGGACCAGACUCUCAUCUUUGAGGACAUUGAAAUCUUUGGAGACCCAAAAACUCUCGCCUGCAACCCCCCAGAUGUGGUGCUGGAGCUGUAUGACAGCGAUCAAGUGGGGAAGGAUGAGCCGAUGGGCCGCUGCACUUGUCCCCCUGUGGUGAAACUUCAUCCCAGCAUGACUGUCAGUCCGAAGCUGCUGUGGUUCCCAGUCACCAAAAAAGGUCGCAGUGUUGGAGAGGUGCUUCUCGCUGCAGAGCUUCUACUGAAAGACAAAGCGAGUGAAGGAGACAUGCCUCUGGUGCCGCCUCGACGGGGGGAGAAGCUCUACAUGGUUCCUCAGGGAAUCAGACCAGUAGUGCAGCUGACAGCAAUCGAGGUUUUGACUUGGGGUCUGAGGAACAUGAAGAGCUUCCAGCUGGCUUCUGUGUCCUCCCCCAGCCUGAUAGUGGAGUGUGGGGGUGAGAUUGUUCAAACAGCUGUGAUCAAAAACUUCAAAAAGAACCCCAACUUCCCUGGAUCUGUGCUGCUCCUAAAAGUGCUCCUUCCCAAAGAGGAAAUGUACACCCCUCCCAUCGUGCUGAAAGUCGUCGACCACAGGCCCUUCGGCAGGAAACCAGUGGUGGGACAGUGCACCAUUGACUGCCUGAAGCAGUUUCGCUGUGACCCAUAUCUUCGUAACAGUGACAUCUGCAUGCCAGCGAGAGUGGCGAUGAGAACAGCCGCCCAAGGAGAUGUUGUCAUAGACAUGAAUGACAGAGCCAUUAUGAAAACUGAGUUUCGAGCACCAAAGGAGGAGGAUGCAGUCGACUGGUGGUGUAAGUUUUAUGCCUCUGUGGGGGAGCAGGAAAAAUGUGGGCCUUACCUAAAGAAGGGAUACGACACCUUACAGGUUUACAAGCGUGAAUUAGAAAGUGUUCAGGAGUUUCAGGGACUGACAGAUUUCUGCAGCACUUUCAAGCUUUAUCGGGGAAAAACUGAGGAUGACGAGGAGGACCCCUCAGUGGUGGGCGAGUUCAAGGGUUCGUUCAAGAUUUACCCGCUGUCUGACGACCCAGACGUACCUCCUCCACCUCAGCAGUUCAGAGAGCUUCCUGAGAGAGGACCGCAGGAGUUCCUGGUCAGGAUUUAUGUGGUGCGCUGCAUUGACUUGCAGCCUAAGGAUACAAAUGGCAUGUGCGAUCCAUACAUCAAGAUUCAGCUUGGGAGGAAAACACUGGAUGACAGGGAUAAUUACAAACCAAACACCCUCAAUCCAGAAUUUGGAAGGAUGUUUGAGCUGUCCUGCUUCCUGCCUCAGGACAAAGACCUGAAGAUCGCUGUGUAUGACUACGACUUACUGAGCAGAGAUGAAAAGGUUGGUGAGACGGUCAUCGAUUUGGAGAACAGGUUCCUGUCUUGCUUCAGGUCCAGCUGUGGCCUGCCACAAACGUACUGUGUGUCAGGGAUCAAUCGGUGGAGAGAUCAAUUGAAACCUUUGCAGAUCCUUCAAAACUUGGCUAAAGAGAGGGAUGUUCCUCCUCCACGUGUAGAAGGAGAUGGCAGCUCACUGUCUUUCUCAGGAAAACAAUACAGCCUGCAGGAUUUUGAGUCAAACACUGAGAUUCACCCACACUUGGGUCCAGCCAGGGAGAGGCUCGCCCUCCAUGUUCUCAGAAACCAAGGUCUGGUACCAGAACAUGUUGAGACCAGAACCCUGUACAGCUCACAUCAACCAAAUCUGUCCCAGGGAAAAGUUCAAAUGUGGGUCGAUAUUUUCCCCAAAAGGCUUGGUCUGCCUGGACCUCCGUGCGUUAUCACUCCACGUAAAGCCAAAAAAUAUUUUCUUCGAGUUAUCGUUUGGAACACAACAGACGUCAUUCUGGACGAAACGAGCAUCACUGGAGAAAACAUGAGUGACAUCUAUGUUAAAGGCUGGAUGCCCGGAAUGGAAGAGGACAAGCAGAAAACUGAUGUCCACUACAGAUCUCUGGAUGGAGACGGGAAUUUCAACUGGCGGUUCAUCUUUGGAUUUGACUACCUGCCUGCUGAGCAGCUGUGUGUCGUCUCAAGAAAAGAGCACUUUUGGAAUCUGGACAAAACCGAACACAGGUUUCCUCCUAAACUCAUCAUCCAGAUAUGGGACAAUGACAAAUUCUCCCUUGAUGAUUACCUAGGUUCUGUGGAACUUGACCUGCUCAGUCUGAUCCCUCCUGCUAAGUCCCAUGAGAAGUGCAGCCUGAAGUUGCUGCCGGGGAUGAUGGGACCAUCUGUCUCCUCCAAAAGCUCACUUUUCUCCCAGAAGUCCGUGCGGGGCUGGUGGCCGUGUGCAAUAGAGCAGGAUGGAAAACCUGUGCUUGGAGGAAAAGUAGAGAUGACUCUGGAAAUCGUAGAAGAAAAAGAAAUGGAGGAGAGACCUGCUGGAAAAGGUCGAGAUGAGCCGAACAUGAAUCCAAAACUGGAUGCACCCAACCGCCCUGACACGUCUUUUUUCUGGUUUACGAACCCUUGCAAGACCAUGAAGUUCAUAGUGUGGCGCAGAUUCAAGUGGAUUUUCAUUGCAGCGGUUCUUCUUCUGCUGGUUAUCCUGUUCCUUGGGAUCCUGUUCUAUUCUCUCCCCAAUUACAUCUCCAUGAAAAUCAUAAAACCUUUCUCCUAA
Messenger RNA from Nematolebias whitei (Rio pearlfish), 5823 nucleotides. Its product is annotated as myoferlin-like. The record is from RefSeq and is a predicted model, not a curated record. Gene Ontology annotation, biological process: plasma membrane organization; membrane fusion. The transcript has 51 exons. Gene Ontology annotation, cellular component: membrane. NCBI's taxonomy places the organism in Eukaryota, Metazoa, Chordata, Actinopteri, Cyprinodontiformes, Rivulidae. Bases 1 to 5823 code for a protein of 1940 amino acids.